AUGAUAUGGCAGCGUGUGGUCACUCGAACCCUGCCUGGCGAAACACAUGCUCAUGGAGAACAACUAAUACAGAAGUCUAAGAUGAAGGUUAUCAAGAUGUUGCUUGUUGUGAUAGUCUUAUUUGCUUGUUCUUGGCUUCCACUGUACAUCAUCUGCAGCAGGGUAAAACUGGGUGGUGAGAUCGGCUCCAUGGAGUUGGCAAUAAUUGAGUUCUUUCUGCCGAUAGCACAGUGGCUUGGAACAUCAAAUUCUUGCAUCAAUCCCAUCUUGUAUGCAUUCUUCAACAAGAAGUUUAGAGCAGGGUUCAAGGCCAUUGUAUCUUCUCGUUCCUGCUGCUCGACACUUCGAUAUGAUUACAGAACUCAGUUCACUAUCAGCUCUCGAGACAUUGGUAAUGGUACCCAGAAGGUGCCAACUAAGAGGAUGACAAUAUCUGCUGGAGUUCCAGUCAAACCAAAGAGGCCUGACCCUAACUUGAGGACUAUGUCUCUCAGAACACCGUUGCCAUCAAAUAACAAUUUCCAAGAUUUCCGCACCUACUGUCAUGAUCUCAACUGUAAUGGAACAUUUGUUUAA
Messenger RNA from Nezara viridula (southern green stink bug), 576 nucleotides. The record is from the annotation of a GenBank genome assembly. NCBI's taxonomy places the organism in Eukaryota, Metazoa, Arthropoda, Insecta, Hemiptera, Pentatomidae.